This is a messenger RNA of Salarias fasciatus (jewelled blenny), 1325 nucleotides long. RefSeq names its product replication factor C (activator 1) 4 (gene rfc4). Lineage: Eukaryota; Metazoa; Chordata; Actinopteri; Blenniiformes; Blenniidae. The transcript has 11 exons. Bases 150 to 1229 code for a protein of 359 amino acids. Gene Ontology annotation, cellular component: nucleus; DNA replication factor C complex. Gene Ontology annotation, molecular function: ATP hydrolysis activity; DNA clamp loader activity; ATP binding. The record is from RefSeq and is a predicted model, not a curated record. Gene Ontology annotation, biological process: DNA repair; DNA-templated DNA replication.
CGCGGGAAUCCUGUACCGCCGCAGCUGCUCGUGAGGACCCGCGGUCCAGCCUGACGGUCCAGGCUGUUUGGAGGCGAGCUGAGCUCCGCACCGCAGAGGAUUCUUCUUCGCCUACCGCUGAUCUGUCUGCAGCCCGUCGAUACGGAGCCAUGCAGGCGUUUCUGAAAGGAACCUCCGGGCCGACCAGCAAGUCUCAGAAAGACAAGGCGGCGGCGGCGGCCGGGCCCAGCACGGAGAAGAGGGCCAGGGCCGUCCCCUGGGUGGAGAAAUACAGGCCGAAGUGCGUGGACGAGGUGGCGUUCCAGGAGGAGGUGGUCGCCGUGCUGAAGAAGUCCGUGGAGGGCGCCGACCUCCCCAACCUGCUGUUCUACGGCCCGCCGGGGACCGGCAAGACCUCCACCAUCCUGGCGGCGGCCAGAGAGCUGUACGGGCCGGAGCUGUACAGGCAGCGAGUGCUGGAGCUCAACGCCUCCGACGAGCGGGGGAUCCAGGUGGUCCGGGAGAAGGUCAAGAACUUCGCCCAGCUGACGGUGGCCGGGAGCCGCCCGGACGGGAAGCCCUGCCCUCCCUUCAAGAUCAUCAUCCUGGACGAGGCGGACUCCAUGACGGCGCCGGCGCAGGCGGCGCUCCGCCGCACCAUGGAGAAGGAGUCCCGCACCACCCGCUUCUGCCUCAUCUGCAACUACAUCAGCAGGAUCAUCGAGCCGCUCACCUCCAGAUGCUCCAAGUUCCGCUUCAAGCCGCUGGCGAGCGGCGUCCAGGAGCAGCGCCUGCUGCAGAUCUGCCAGAAGGAGAACCUGAAGCACACCGCCGAGAGCAUCGCGGCGUUGGUGCAGGUGUCGGAGGGCGACCUGCGUAAGGCCAUCACCUUCCUGCAGAGCGCCGCCCGCCUCAACGUGGACAGGGAGAUCACGGAGCGCGCCGUGGUGGAGAUCGCUGGGGUCGUCCCGUCCAAGACCAUCGACAACCUGCUGCACGUCUGCUUCAGAGGGACGUUCGAGAAGCUGGAGGUGGAAGUGCGAAACCUGGUGGACGAGGGCUACGCAGCCACACAGAUCCUGAACCAGAUGCACGAGUCCAUCAUAGACCAGGACCUGAGCGACAAGCAGAAGUCGGUGAUCACAGAGAAGAUGGCGGUUGUCAGUAAGUGCCUCUCGGACGGAGCAGACGAGUUCCUGCAGAUCCUCAGUCUGUGUUCCGUCAUCAUGCAGGAGGCGUCGCACAACUGAGGCCUGGGCUCUUCGUCGCCGGAGUCUUCCUCACCCACAGUCCCCCUUUACUGCUCACCAAUGAUCUGCUCUCUUUUGUAAAGUAAUAAAUGGCUU